Messenger RNA from Drosophila busckii, 1936 nucleotides. RefSeq names its product cytadherence high molecular weight protein 1 (gene hebe). Bases 243 to 1571 code for a protein of 442 amino acids. The transcript is spliced from 2 exons. The record is from RefSeq and is a predicted model, not a curated record. Lineage: Eukaryota; Metazoa; Arthropoda; Insecta; Diptera; Drosophilidae.
UCAGUUUCAGUUACGUUUCGGCGUUUUACGGUAACGCAGCGCAGCAAUAACACCUUUGGCCACAAUAGCAACAGCAGUGUGUCUACAGUUAGCUACUGCCAACGAAAAUAACAAGUGUAAUUCAGAGCUAAACGCAAGCCGGAGCAGCACCGUUAGUUGACCAGCGGAAUCGAAUCGAACGGAAAGUAAAAGCGCCCAUCAAAACCCAACGCGAGAUACCGCAGCCAGCUCAAAGUCUCAACAUGGCCGAUACCAUCAACAAGCCCAGCAUACAAAUACGCAACGGUCUGCCCUCGCCGCUUUCCGACAAGAGCCCCUCGCCGGCCACCAAGCUGCUGAUCAGCCACGGCAAGCCCAACUUCACCAUUGCGCGCUCGCCCAAGCCAGAAGACAAUGCAAAUCCCUUGUCACCACAGCCCAAUGUCAACAACAACUACAGCGCAUUCAAAAGCGCCAACGUGAGCGUCAACAGCGGCAACAGCUUUGUGGUCGGCACCAAGUUCAAUGGCGUCUUCAAGCCAACGCCAGUCACAGCCAGCUGGGCAGCCAGCAAUGGCAAUGGCAAUGGCCAGGCCGAUGCCAACAAUGAGGCAGCCAAGGUGGUGCUGCGUCGCGCUAAGCCGGCUGAUGCGCCGGCACAAGCUGAAGAUGAGGAUCAGCAGGUGCCCGAGUUCAUCAGACGCCAGCGACGCAUUCAAGAGCGUCUGGCCAAGGAGAAUGUGCUCGACUUUGAGAAUCGCCGCAGCGGCUACUUUACGCAUGUUAUGAUCUCGCCCGACUCACCCAAUCGCACAUCAUUCAUGGAAACUAUGGCUAGUCCAGCGGUGGUGCCAAGUCUCGAAAUGCCAGUGCCGGCAAAGAUUGAAGAGGAAGAGCCACAGCAUGAGAAAGAGCCAGAGCCAGAGCCAAAGCAAGAGCAGCCAAUUGAAGCGCCUGUUACCACAAAUGGACAUGUUGAGGAUGCAGAGGCACAGGAGGUUGCUCAAGCUAUUGAAGAGGUUAUCAAGGCUGUAGCUGGUGAGGAUGAUGGCAGCAAGCCGGAGCCAGAACCAGCAGCAGCGGCUGAGCCAGAGACUGUGGCAGCAACUGAGGCUGCAGCAGUGGCCGAGACUGCCGCUGAGCCGACACCCGAGCCGGUUGUGGAGAGCGCCGCUUUAGCUGUGGAAGCCCACGUGGAAGUGUUGACUGCCACACAGGAGCAGGAGAAGCAGCCAGAGUCUGUAGCCGAGCCCGAGCCAGUGCAGCAGAACGGACAUGCAGCUGAGAAUGGCCAUGAUGAAGGCGUUACUAUCUCUCAUACCAAUGGACAUGCCAGCGAUGAGCCCAGCAUACCCGCGCCCGAUCCCAGCGGCGCUCUGGGCGUCAACUUUGAGCCCAAGACGGUGGUCAGCUUCUCGCAGGAGCUGGGUGGCGGCGAGAACAAUUAUCCGGAUACAGUCAAGGUGCUGAAGGAUGCGCCGCCCGCUGAUGCGGCCGAUGCUGAGCUGCAGGAGAUGAGCAAACUGAAGUUCGAUAUCAAGAGCGAUGGCGAGAAUGAGGUACAGGUGACGCCCGUGCUGCGCGAGGAGUAGGAGGCGUGGACGUCUUUAGUGCAAUUGUUAUUACAAAAAUAAUCUAUUUGUAUUGUGUAUUUUACUCUGUGUUAGUGGCUAAGUUUUGUUUAUGAGAAAGAAAAUGUUGCCAAAUUUUUAAUUUAAAGGCUUUUGCGCAUCAGUCAGCAAUUCGCAUGCAUUGCCCGUAGACGUAAACGUAAACGUAAAUCGAUUGUCCCGUUAUCGUUAUCCGUAUUCGUGUUGUAUGUGGCACGUUACAUUACUUACUACCACUACUACUGCUGCUGCCUCACACACACACAUACCUGUAUGUAUGUAUGUUGUGGCAGUUGACAAAUGCUGUCUAAUUUAUGUUUACAUCACCAAUUUUGCUUUAUUUAAAU